This is a messenger RNA of Alternaria burnsii, 1407 nucleotides long. RefSeq lists its product as uncharacterized. The record is from RefSeq and is a predicted model, not a curated record. Gene Ontology annotation, molecular function: protein binding. The transcript has 2 exons. Bases 1 to 1407 code for a protein of 468 amino acids. NCBI's taxonomy places the organism in Eukaryota, Fungi, Ascomycota, Dothideomycetes, Pleosporales, Pleosporaceae.
AUGCUUCCGUCUGCAGCCGAACUCGUUGCGCGGUACCUGAGAGCAAACGGGUACACGCAGACUUUGAACAGCUUCAUGCAAGAAGCUGACCUACCUUCUGACACGGGCUCAGCUUCUGGUAGUACGAUCACAAUAGAGUCCAUAUUGCAAGAAAAGAAGACAUUCGAUCUGAGCCUAAACUUCGAGAAGCUUGGGGUCGACGAUAGUGAGCGAGGAUGGACCGUCCAGGCGCCUGUUGAGCCAAGAGUGGUGGAGUCGUUACCGAAUCGUUCCAACAUACUCAGUGUGUCGGUUCUCGAUCUCAUGCUACCAUCAACGGCGGAGAUCCAACAAUAUGUUGCCGUCACUACGGCCGAUCGUCGACUGCACCUGUUGGAUCCGAGCUCACAUGCGCUUGACUGUGUUCAUACUAUUUCCAGUUUCCAGGACUCACCAACUCUAGACGUCGUUCCAGUGGAUUCCAGGCGUCUACUCGUUGCUUCAAUGUCUGGAAAGUUGACACUGUUUGAUACAGCGGCCAACGAAGUAUUGGAGCAACGUAAAGACCACUCUAAGUAUUUAGUCAAAUUGUCCACUUGGGCUUCGGAAGGCAGAUCCAUGCUUGUUGCUAGUGCAGGAUGGGACGCUAAAGUAGUCCUAUACCAAAUCGAUAGCAGCAUUGAAUACUCACGCCUUGGAGAUCCGAUAGCUACGUUGACAUUACCGAGCAUCCCUGAAUCGACCGUAUUUGUCAGCUUACCGGGAGAUAGUACGCCAGUUCUGGUUGUCGCCUGUAGAGACUCUACAUUCCUACACUAUUACGCUGUGCCGAGCCCAGAGUCACCAACGUUCACCUUGAUCGGCAAGCAAAAUCUCGCUCCACAUUCCAAUGCGUGGGUCGCAUUUACGCCAUCCGAUGUGCAGGUCUGCCCCACGAAUCCAUACCUUGUCGCGAUCGCAACUUCUAGUACACCGCAUAUGAAGCUAUUGAUAGUAAAGCUUUUGCUUCCUCCUACUCGAUCUUCGGUAUCGGAUACAGAAACUACUUCAGGACUGGAUGGAUCCUUGACACAAGCGUCGCAAGCCAGGGCUGAAUUGCUCGUUGCAGACAAAGAGGAAUCAGCUAUACUAGUCAACGUUUCCACUCUAGCACCACAAACUUCUUACUCUACGCCACGCCUAGUAUGGCGUCCUGACGGCUCUGGAGUAUAUGUGAGCUCUGACGAUGGAGUAGUUCGUGGUAUUGAGACCAAGAGCGGAAAGUUGAUUUCAUCGUUGAAGGCACAUGAACCUGGAUCGAAGCUACGAUGCCUCUGGUCAGGCCAAAUGGUAGGACCCAGCUCUAAUCAAUCAGACGUCAACAACAAAGUCGAGCAUUUGAUCUCCGGCGGUUUCGAUCAGAAGCUUAUCAUCUGGACGUCAUGUUGA